This is a messenger RNA of Polyodon spathula (Mississippi paddlefish), 3364 nucleotides long. RefSeq names its product NAD kinase 2, mitochondrial-like. The coding region runs from base 629 to 1957 and encodes 442 amino acids. Gene Ontology annotation, cellular component: mitochondrion. Gene Ontology annotation, biological process: NAD+ metabolic process; NADP+ biosynthetic process. The transcript is spliced from 12 exons. NCBI's taxonomy places the organism in Eukaryota, Metazoa, Chordata, Actinopteri, Acipenseriformes, Polyodontidae. Gene Ontology annotation, molecular function: NAD+ kinase activity. The record is from RefSeq and is a predicted model, not a curated record.
ACUGAACGUGCUGGAAAGAUGGCGGCGUUUGUGCCAGCCUGGGAAGUUGUUUAACUUACGAGAUGAUAGAGAGCUGUUGCACUUUCUUCAUAGGCAAAAUAAAAACAAAUAUUACACAUUUUGGAAUCGCUUGUAGGUCAAUUAGAUGGACUGUGUGAAGUCACAGGAAGUGAAAUCUGGUCAAAACAAACAAAAAAGAAACACCCAUAUAUGCUGAGAACAAAUGACUUAGAGACCACCUGCCUGACUACUGUCAGAGCGAGAGCGAGGGAGUGGGUUUGGGACUGACCUUGUCCACGUAGUGUUUAGUCUGUUAAAUACUGCUAGUGAAGAAAACAAAGUAUGGAAUGUUAAAUUUUCCAUUGCAGAGUAUGACUACUACUUUUAGACAAACAGCAUUCGAAUAGGACAGUGUUGCCAGCCACUCCCUAUUUGAUUAUGUACAUUUGAGUAUAAUUAUUUGAUUGUGGAAAUGUCUUGCUUCAUGUCUACGGGCUGACGUGAGUGAGGCUCUUAAUAAAUUACGGCUGAUCGAGAAGAUUCGACUACCGGUAAACCCUUUAGGAAUAAUAAUAAUAAUAAUAAAAACAAAAACAGAUGAAUUAGUGUAAAAGAGCAGUGUGCAAGCAUGACCUACCGUAAGUUAUUCAAUUAUGUGUACGUUGCACGACCAGCUCUGUCUGUUUUGAAGUGGAAGGACAAUGUAUUUCUCUCUGUACCUCUGGUGCUUGGAGUUCGCAAUGUUUUUACAAAUAGCUCGGAAGGUAAUGCUGGAUUUAAACCUGCGAAAGUUGCUGUGGUAACAAAAACAACCAGAUGCGAGUUUGAACAGCAGAGAUACAGGUGUUCUGGGCUUUCUGAACAGGAUCUGAAGCAACUGCUUGCAAUGAAAGGAUCAAGCUACAGUGGACUGCUGGAGCGCCACAAUAUCCACACUAAGAAUGUAGAGCACAUUGUUGACAGUCUACGAAAGGAGGGGAUUGAGGUCCGACUGGUGAAAAGAGGGGAAUACAAUGAAGAGACUGUCCAGUGGGCUGAUGCCAUUGUGUCUGCCGGUGGUGACGGCACCAUGCUGCUAGUGGCCAGCAAAGUUGUGGACCGCUUUAAACCAGUUGUGGGAGUGAACACCGACCCAGAAAGAUCUGAGGGGCACCUGUGCUUGCCCGUGCGCUACACAAACUCCUUUCCAGAAGCCCUACAGAAACUUCAGCGAGGAGAAUUCAGGUGGCAGUGGCGUCACAGGAGCCGGAUUUACCUGGAAGGAACUGGAAUAAACUUGACCCCUGUGGAUCUGCAUGAGCAGCAAAUGAGCCUUGAGCAGCACAGCAAGGCUCACAGGAUCAGCAUGAACUCCAGCCACAAGUCAGAGGAGACUUCUGGACCACACCUUCUCCCUGUUAGAUCCUUGAAUGAAGUCUUUAUUGGGGAGUCGCUGUCUUCCAGGGCGAGCUAUAAAUCCUACAAACCCAGUUUCACAUUCUCGCUUCAUAGGGCCUCGUAUUAUGAGAUCUCAGUAGAUGAUGGACCCUGGGAAAAGCAGAAGAGCUCUGGGGUCAAUGUGUGCACUGGAACGGGAUCUAAAGCCUGGUCCUGCAACAUUAACAAACUGGCAUUCCAGGCAGUGGAAGAUGUUCUCAAAAUUGGCAACAAGCUAGCCGGGCUGAAUCUUACUUUGGACAAGGAGCAAAUCGAAAAAGUUACAGAGGAAUACAAUGAUUCCCUGGUGUUUAAUCCUGAAGAGCCCAAGAUGUUUUUCAGUGUGAGGGAACCAAUUGUUAAUCGAGUCUUCUCCAGCAGCCGUCAGCGUGGCUUCACUACAAAGGUCUGUGUCCGCUCGCGCUGCUGGGAUGCCUGUAUGGUAGUUGACGGAGGGACAUCUUUUGAGUUCAAUGAUGGGGCGCUAGCCACUAUAGAAAUGAAUGAGGACGAUGCUCUUCUCACUGUUGUACUUGAAUAGAAACUGCUGUGCCUCCAGACACUCCAUAUCACAAGGAUCACACGCUCAGGGCACUUGCAUAAAUAACAUGGGCCACUCUGAGGACUGUAAAGAGUCUAGGCUAGAAGCAAUCAGAGUACAAAAAAUAAAGCAAAAAGGGUAGGAAUGACACUAUCCACUGUACCCUAAACAUUAUUUAAGAGGUUUUUACAUGGUUGGUUUGAGAUUAUCAUUUGGAUAUGGAACUUCAGUACAACAGGGAAGGUGUUACUUGGUUUCUAUACUGUAUAUUUCACGAGGAAUAGCACCUCUAUGUAUGCAUUUCCGUUUUGUGGAAGUCGGCAAUUAAGCCAGAUAUUGGAGUCGCAUCUUCUGCUGAAGAUCUUUAAAAACAGUUUGCCAUUUGUAUUAAUGUUAUCUGAAGUUCUUUUGUCUGAUUUCAGGACUAGCUAAUGCUGUCUUGGUAUCUUGGGUCAUGCAAUCCAAGUUGAAUGCUAAUUAGGGUCUGGGAAACCAGAUGUUUAGUCCCGGUUGGCACUUACUUAUCAGUUUUGCUACCCUGCUGAGCCAUAUAACUCCAAACACGCCCUUGACUUGCACAGCUGGCCAGUAGGUUAAGACUUAUUAGCAUUAAUCUACAUGGAAACACUGUUGUGCUGACGUGCAGAAAAUAUAUAUUUACCUAAUAAAUGACUUUCAAUAGAUUGAUAUAUUUUCAACUGUAGCUUAGGUAUGGUAAACUUUUUGGAUCAAUGGAGUGAUGCCAUUUUUUUUAUUGUUUGUGGAGGUGUAACUGUGCUUUAGUUAUAUGUAUAUAUAUAUAUACACACACACACACACACACACACACACACACACACACACACACACACACACACACGUACAUUUGUUUAUAGUGUUUAUGAGGGCUUUGCUUUGACUCACUAUUUUUAUUUACUAUUCCUAACUCCAGUCAAACGAAACUGCACAUGGGGAAAGUCAACAACAAACAACAUAUUUGGGCACUUUUAGUUUGUUUUAAAAAAACAAUAAUGACUGUUUAAUAUAUAUUUUUUAAACACAGCAAAGACUUGGCCUUUGUCUUCAUAAAGUAGGUUUUGUCAGACUUUCUUUCCUUGUGGAGACUUUUUUGACCCAGCAAGCACUGUAAACCUACGCACACGCACAUGCACGCAAACACAAGAACACAAGGCUGGUUAUUAGCAACGACCUCUUUCAGUUAACAAAAUUUUCCCAGGAACCAAUCCCGCCCCAUAGACUUUCAUGUUAGUGGGAUUCUGAUAUUAGCAACUGCACGCCGCUUAUUGCUACAGAGCGUACUUGCAUGAUUUAUAUGCAUACUUCAUGCAACUUUUAUAAUGCACUGAAUUCGCAACUGCGUAUUUCUGGUGGACUGAGGCAGAAUCGUGGCUUUGAAACUGGCUAUGA